Messenger RNA from Nematolebias whitei (Rio pearlfish), 832 nucleotides. RefSeq names its product granzyme B(G,H)-like. The record is from RefSeq and is a predicted model, not a curated record. Gene Ontology annotation, molecular function: serine-type endopeptidase activity. Lineage: Eukaryota; Metazoa; Chordata; Actinopteri; Cyprinodontiformes; Rivulidae. Gene Ontology annotation, biological process: proteolysis. The transcript has 5 exons. The coding region runs from base 16 to 789 and encodes 257 amino acids.
CCCCUCCGUGCAGCCAUGAUGCACACACGCUACAUAGUUUCCAUCCUUCUGUUGGUCACCAUCACUGAGGCCACAGAAAGCAGCAUAGUAGGGGGUCAGGUUGCAAAGGCCCACUCCAGACCCUACAUGGCAUCACUCCAGUUUCAAGGACACCAUUCAUGUGGUGGAGUACUGAUUCGGAAGGACUUUGUUCUAACUGCAGCCCACUGCAAACACCUUGAUGCAGGUGCGAUGACAGUGGUUCUUGGAGCGCAUGACAUAACCAAGAAAGAAAAAACUCAGCAGCUGUUCCAAGUGGCAACAUACUUUCAGCACCCAAAUUUCACUGGAGGAUUUGACUAUGACAUAAUGUUACUUAAGCUGAAAACCACCGCUAAACUGGAGAAGUACGUCAAGCCCAUUGGACUACCAAAAAAAGAUGGGAACACCCCUGCCACCAUUAAAUGUGCCGUUGCUGGCUGGGGCAGAACUGGACCCAAAAAACCCACUUCAAAUGUUCUGAAGGAGACCACAGAGAAGACGCAAUUCAACUCAGAGUGCCAAAAGAUUUGGAGAAAAAAUUUCAACUCUCUGCGUAUGGUUUGCACCAACUUCGACAAGAAGAAAGGAGGAAUAUGUGAGGGGGAUUCUGGUGGACCACUUAUCUGCAACACCAAGCUUCAAGGCAUAACUGCCUACACAGCUAAAGAUGAAUGCGAUAAUCCAAAAUAUCCCCAUGUUUUCACUAAAGUCAGUUUCUAUCUUCCCUGGAUCAAGACCGUGCUGCAGAAAUACGGCAAUGCCACAUGAGGAUUUCUUCCUCUAGCUGAAGUAACCUUAAAAUUACCUUCAU